This is a messenger RNA of Hermetia illucens (black soldier fly), 1131 nucleotides long. Its product is annotated as aldo-keto reductase family 1 member B1-like. Lineage: Eukaryota; Metazoa; Arthropoda; Insecta; Diptera; Stratiomyidae. The transcript has 6 exons. Gene Ontology annotation, cellular component: cytosol. The record is from RefSeq and is a predicted model, not a curated record. Gene Ontology annotation, molecular function: aldose reductase (NADPH) activity. The coding region runs from base 90 to 1046 and encodes 318 amino acids.
UUAAAAGCGAAGCAUCUAAAGAGUUUUUUUUCCUCAGUAAGUAUCUGGACGUGAGCUAGUUCUGUAGUUUUAAUAGAUUGAGAUACAGUAUGGUGCGUGUUCCAAAUAUAAAACUUAAUAAUGGCCUUGAAAUGCCGGUAUUGGGCUUGGGGACGUAUCAGUCCAAGCCAAAUGAGGUUGCCGAAGCAGUAAAACACGCCAUUGAUCAUGGGUACCGCCACAUCGACACUGCCUUUUCCUAUGGAAAUGAGAAAGAAGUAGGUGCGGCAAUAAAGGAGAAAAUUGCUGAGGGCGUUGUAAAACGUGAAGAUAUUUAUCUCGUAACCAAGCUCUGGUGCAUCCACCAUGACCCUUCCAAGGUUGAACACGCUUGUCGGAAAUCCUUAGAAAAUCUGGGACUAGAUUACAUAGAUUUAUACCUGAUGCAUAAUCCUGUAGGGUUUGUCUAUGUUGACGAUUCAACUAUUCUUCCUAAAAAGCAGGAAAGUGAUGAAUUUGUUAUAGCAAGUGAUAUCGACUAUUUAGACACUUGGAAAGCUAUGGAGCAACUCGUGAAAAAAGGACUUGUCCGAAGCAUUGGACUUUCAAACUUUAAUGCUGAACAAACUGAGCGGUUAUUGAAAAAUGCUGAAGUCAAACCGGUUACAAAUCAGGUCGAAUGCCACAUAGAAUUAAAUCAAAAGAAGCUCCGUGAGCUCAGCAAACAAUACGGAAUUAUUCUUACAGCAUACUGUCCCCUGGCCCAGCACAACCCAGUUGAGAAGAAACCAGCCUUCCUGUACGAUGACCGUACUAUUGCAAUUGCCAAGAAAUACAAUAAAACUCCAGCACAAGUGGCAAUAAGAUACUUGUUACAAAUUGGCACCAUUCCGAUUCCGAAGUCAGUAACAAAAUCAAGGAUUGAAGAAAACAUCAAUGUUUUCGAUUUCGAACUUAACUCGGAUGAAAUCAAGAUCUUGGAACAACAAGAUUGUGGCAACCGCAUAGCUAGAUGGCCUUUUAUUAAUCCAACUGAGAAGUAUUAUCCUUUUAAUGCAGAAUUUUAAAAAAGUUCUAAAUUCACUUGGUGCAUAUCCGAAGAUCCCUUUCUGCAUAAAAACGUGGAAAUAAAUUUUACAUGCACCAGUUGUU